This is a messenger RNA of Effrenium voratum, 753 nucleotides long. The record is from the annotation of a GenBank genome assembly. Lineage: Eukaryota; Dinophyceae; Suessiales; Symbiodiniaceae.
AUGUGGAGACUUCAGGCCCCCGCGCCGAAAACGGCCAUGUCGCCGUCAUUCGCAGCAGUGGAGCAGUGCCAGUGGAGUUCAACUGUGGCGCUGGCCAUCGUCUCCAACUCCCCCUGCGAGGCGCAGAAGGCCCAGAGCCGGGUGGAGGACUUAGGCCUCAGACCCGAGGACUUUGUGUCCUUCGUGACCUCCGGGGACCUGGCGAAGCGACAUCUGCAGCUCCUUAUCUCCGAAGCUGCGCCGGCGCGACUGCGGUGCCUCUUUAUCUCCCACGAGGAUCAUCUACAGCGAGGCACUUGGUCGCCAGAGGAGUUGAGGAUCAUGGGCCUCGAGUUGGUCGCCUCAGCGCAGGACGCCGAUUUCAUCCUCGCCAACGGGGUGCAGGUCUGCAAUAAGGGCACGCUGAGCGAGCAGCGCUCGACCUUCGAGUCGGACGCCAGCUGGGAGGUCUUCGGCAGCGUCUUGCAGCAGGCCGCGGAGCUGCAGCGCCCGCUGAUCAUCGCGAAUCCCGACUGCGUCGUUCAUCGGGCGGAUGGCACGGCCUUCAAUUGCCCCGGCUGCUUUGCCAAGAAGUACACAGCCUUCGGGGGCAGUCGCCUCUUCGUCUUCGGCAAGCCAGGCCGUGGCUUGCCCCUGGUAACAAGUUUUCAUCGCGCUGUGUUUUUUGUGUGGGUGCUUUCUUUUUCUUCAGGCAAUCCCAAGCAACACGUAUCGGAUUUGUUUUUUUUUUUGUGGGCAGGCAAAACCAAGUAA